Molecule: messenger RNA, 2150 nt
Organism: Pezoporus occidentalis (night parrot)
Lineage: Eukaryota; Metazoa; Chordata; Aves; Psittaciformes; Psittacidae
Gene: BBS5
Product: Bardet-Biedl syndrome 5
Exons: 12
Coding region: 106-1134 (342 amino acids)
Biological process (GO): intracellular transport; cilium assembly
Cellular component (GO): BBSome; ciliary basal body
Molecular function (GO): phosphatidylinositol-3-phosphate binding
Source: RefSeq, a predicted model, not a curated record
UCCCGAUCGCUGAGGGAGCGCGAGGCAUCACCCCCGUUGCCAGCACGACGCGCGGACUCGGCGGAAAGAGAGCUGUGUCGCUGCGCCCCGCCGCGGUUGGCUGCCAUGAGCGCGGUGCUGGACGUGCUGUGGGAGGACAGAGAUGUCCGCUUCGACAUCUCCCCGCAACAAAUGAAAAUGAGACCUGGAGAGAUCCUUAUAGACUGCUUAGAGUCUGUUGAAGAUACCAAAGGAAACAAUGGAGACAGAGGUAGACUGCUUGUGACAAAUUUGCGGAUUAUUUGGCGCUCACUGUCAUUGCCCAGAGUCAAUCUCUCUGUUGGUUACAAUUGCAUUAUAAAUAUAACUACAAGAACUGCCAACUCAAAAUUACGAGGGCAGACAGAAGCUCUGUAUAUAUUGACUAAAUGUAACAAUACCCGGUUUGAGUUCAUAUUUACCAAUGUUGUCCCCGGGAGUCCCAGACUCUUCACUUCAGUUAUUGCUGUGCACAGAGCUUAUGAAACUUCAAAAAUGUAUCGUGAUCUGAAGCUGAGAAGUGCGUUGAUUCAAAACAAGCAACUGAGAUUACUACCACAAGAACAAAUAUAUGAUAAAAUCAAUGGAGUCUGGAAUUUGUCAAGUGACCAGGGAAAUUUGGGAACAUUUUUUAUUACUAACGUGAGAAUAGUUUGGCAUGCAAAUAUGAAUGACAGCUUUAAUGUCAGCAUACCGUAUCUACAAAUCCGUUCAAUAAAAAUAAGAGACUCAAAGUUUGGCUUGGCGCUUGUGAUAGAGAGUUCUCAGCAGAGUGGAGGAUAUGUCCUUGGUUUUAAAAUAGACCCUGUGGAGAAACUACAGGAAGCAGUGAAAGAAAUUAAUUCACUUCACAGAGUUUAUUCUGCUAACCCUAUAUUUGGAGUGGAUUAUGAAAUGGAAGAAAAGCCUCAACUUCUUGAAGAUCUAACUGUGGAGCAGGUUCAAGAUGAUGUGGAAAUAGAAGCUGACGAGCAUACAGAUGCAUUUGUGGCUUACUUUGCUGAUGAAAACAAGCAACAUGAUGGGGAGCCUGUUUUUUCAGAAGAACUAGGACUUGCAAUAGAGAAGCUAAAGGAUGGAUUCACACUCCAGGGACUCUGGGAAGUAAUACCCUGAUUCAGAUUGUCACAUAUUUGUUUCUUACGCAAGGAAAGACUCUCAGUUCUUACUGGGCUUGUGGGAUCUGUAGAAGAUAAUUUAGAAAUACCAGAGUAACAGAUAAAGAACAUGCCAAAGAGUGGGCAAAUAUUGGAUGGUAUGCCCUCAGGAUAUGUCAUAAAGGAAAGAUUAUUCAAAACCCUUGUAUGUAUAAAAGUGUUGUAUUUAUUACAUUGUGUGAAGAGCUGGAGGACUACCAGUAUCUAAUGUAAGAAGGGGCAGGGCCCCAGCUGCUGGGGGAAGCCGUGCCCCCUGCAGACACUCACACAUUCCACAAACCUCAGAAGUCCAACCCUUCCUCUGGUCCCACAUCGUAAGGCCCCAAGAAGUCCCUCCUCUCUGUCAGGCUGUGAGGACCUGGAAGUCCUUUCCCAUUUUAUUUCCACUGCCAUUAUGUAAAAUGUCAUAUGCCACAUUUUCACUCUGCUUUUGAUUGGCUGACUGUGGAUUUUGACACGCUCAUACCCAGGUGUUUUCAGGCUUGUGACUGACAGGACCAGCCAUCCCAUCCUGCUUCCCCCAGAAGGUGGUCAGAGCAGGAACUCCCUUCCCCUAACAACACAGGGUCCACUGUGGUGUUUCAGACACCAUUUUAUGGCAGGUAGCCACCAUUUAUUUAUUUUUAUUUUACAACUCCAUGACCCAUGUGUUUAUAUACUGCCCUGCAAUGGGCUGCCAGGACCAGCCAACACUAGUAAUUUUACCUGCAAGUAUGUUGGAAAAGGAAGACUCCUCUUCCUCAUACAUGAAGACCACCAUUAGAGAUAGGGCAGUGUGGUUGAUAGUUUGAUGCUCAAUUUAAAGUAGUCACGUAUUUAUAUACAGUGAUGUAUUUUCCCAUAAUGAUUACAUCUAAAUCAGAGGUCCAUAACUUGUUAAAUGUUGUGCAACACAGCAAUAUUAUCAUAUGCAGAACAUUUCGUAUCUAGGCAUAUUGGUUGUGUCAUUGCAGCUGUGCUGUUACUGAAAACUUU